Molecule: messenger RNA, 2083 nt
Organism: Myxozyma melibiosi
Lineage: Eukaryota; Fungi; Ascomycota; Lipomycetes; Lipomycetales; Lipomycetaceae
Exons: 4
Coding region: 348-2036 (562 amino acids)
Molecular function (GO): RNA binding
Source: RefSeq, a predicted model, not a curated record
AUACGUUACCCUGCUUGAAGUUAUUCGAGUUCUUGUUUCUCUCCUCACUUCUCCAUCUCAACAACUCGACCACCCACCCACCCACUACAAAACACCAUCAGUGAAAUACCAAUUGAACUCCAUCUCCAUCUGCCUACUUCUUCGUCUCAAAAGUUUUGAUAACUGUCGAUUAUCCUACCAGUCCUACCUCUGUUCGACCCGAUCCCAUCGCCAUCUCAUCAUCUUUCUUCCCUGGUAGUAAACACAAAAAUUCGUAUCUUCCUCUCCAUAUCGCAAGAAAAGAUCAUUCCUCUACCGGUUUCUCCUUCUCUGUUGUUGUUAUUGCUCACAUCUAAACUAUACAACAAAUGUCUGAACAAAUUCCAGACCCUCCGCAGCAGCAGCAGCAGCAGCAGCAGCAAGAAGAUCUGCUCCCCCAGCAACAAGAAGUAGAGCAACAGCAACAGCAGCAAGCAACUUCCGACACUCGACCCACGGAGCAAUCAGAAGCUAUUCAAAAUGCAGGUAGCGAGCAGACCGCUUCGAUCUCCACCCAUGAAGAAGCACCCGAGUCCUCUGCCGCUGCCUCGAAUGAGCCUGCCUUGAACGAGACCGACGCGUCUGCAAACACCGAGCAAGAUCCACCUGCUCCCCCUCAAGAAUCUACCUCUCCACUCCCACCAACCGCAAUCUCUGAGCCUCAGCCGGCAUCAACUACCCCCGCGCCUUCCUUCUCAAAUCUCUCGAUCGAGUCGGUGCUCGGCCUCGCGAUGUCGGCCGGGAUCACUGUCCCGCCUGCGGCAAUGCCGCCCGCGCCUUCCAACGACGGCAACAGCCAGGCGUCGUUCUUCGUCGACGACGGCUCCGCUGCUCGCAAGCAGGAGAACGAGUCUUCUCUCGACCAGGAGGGAAACCUGCGCCGGCGCAAGCGCCGAAGCGAAGGCGACGCGUUCAACGAGUACACCACCGCCGACCUCUCUGAUCCGUUCACGUCCGAAGAAGAGGCGUCCUACAGCGCCUUCCUCGACUACGAAUCCGAGUGCAUGUCUAAAAACGACUGGGAGCGGUUUCCGCAGGGCGCGAGGCUGUUUAUCGGGAACCUGCCGACCGACUCGGUCGAGAAACGGAACGUGUAUAAGAUGUUUGCAAAGUUUGGCAAGCUCGCGCAGAUCUCGUUGAAGCAGUCGUAUGGGUUUGUGCAGUUUGAACGGGCGGAGGAUUGUAGGAAUGCUAUCGCUGCUGAGCAGGGGACGUUGAUCAACGGGCGCAGGAUUCAUCUCGAGGAGUCAAAAGCACAGUCAGGUCGCAGAGAAAAAGGCGGCAGAGAUCGCGAGCGCGACCGGUAUGAUUCACGCCGUUCGGUCUCUCCUCCCCGUAGAGGCGGCGGCGGCGGCGGUAACGACUUCCACGGCGGCUACGGUUCCUACGUCGGAGGAUCUAAUGACCGAGGCAGCGAGUACAGCGGUGGGAGAUCUCGCGAUCGUCGGGAGAUCUCGCCGCCUCGUCGGCGUGGAGACCGGUAUCGCGAGCGGUCGCCGCCGAGAAGGGGGGGUAGGUCGCCGUCGCCUGUUGCGUCUGAGGAGUGGCGGGCGCCGCGGCGGAGGCCUGAGGAUGUUCCGGAAUGCCAGAUCUUGGUGACUGAGAGUGUUGAUCGGAAUUUCGUUUGGUUCGUUCGCAAGGCGUUUGAAGACAGAGCAAUCAAGGUGGACGUGAUGGACGUGUCAUCCCGGCUAUCGAUGACAUCAGUGAUUCUGCAUAUGAUACUGGAGGGAGUUUACGGUGUCGUGUUUUUGAACCUCGAUCUGCAAGCGCAGUCAAAGAUCUCGCUUCAGGUGUUUGAGCGGGUUCCUGGAUCUACGUCGGUUAAAUUCGAUGAAUAUAUCUCUGAGGAUCCAGCGGUAGGAGCCGAGAUUGUCUUCCGCACAAAGCAAAAGAUGGCACCGCAGCCUGCACAGCUUGGCGGGCAAGUCGGCGGGCUGCCGCAGAACGCGCUGACGCAGUACUUGCUCGGGGCGCUUGCGCAGCAAGGACAGCAGCAGCAUCAGCAGCAGUAUUGAUUGUAGCUAGGAAAUGUAUGAUAGUUUAGAGAUGUAGAGUUUUCACG